This is a messenger RNA of Hydra vulgaris (swiftwater hydra), 547 nucleotides long. NCBI's taxonomy places the organism in Eukaryota, Metazoa, Cnidaria, Hydrozoa, Anthoathecata, Hydridae. The record is from RefSeq and is a predicted model, not a curated record.
UGGCAGCAAAAAAAGAUUUAGACAAAAAGAUCUUGGAUUUAGGUAACAUUUUAUGUAUUAGCAAAUUCUCUGUAUAUGAAACGUUCAAUUUUAUGUAUAGGGAUCCUCCAUAUAGUACGUACGCCAAAAUUGAAGACCACUUCCCCCUUUUAGCGUGAGUACUUUAUGGACAGCCCCUUAGUAAGUAUUUUCCCUUUCUUUUUUUCAGAAAAGAAAGCUUCGCUGUUAGUGGAGGAAUCUGAGGCCGAAUCAAAUGAUAAUGAUUCAGCGCUAUCGGUACCAGUGGUACCAGUCCUACCGGCACCAGCAGUACCAGUCCUACCGGCACUAGCAUAUCCAGCUUUACCACUAGAGAAAGAGUUAUCGUGGAUUGAAUUUGAGGCAUGGCGCCGUGUUCACCCAGGCCCAAAAUCCAGUUUUCCAAAAUCAUUUUUGGGCUGGAAAUGGUGGCCGCGACCUGCCAUCGUUUGGGUGGAAUCUAUCCCGCAGAAGAAGAUUCCAAAGUGUUGGAGGUCGUGGCAUCGUUAUUAAUAAUUAUACCUAUUAG